Molecule: messenger RNA, 1254 nt
Organism: Tetrahymena thermophila SB210
Lineage: Eukaryota; Ciliophora; Oligohymenophorea; Hymenostomatida; Tetrahymenidae
Exons: 2
Source: RefSeq, a predicted model, not a curated record
AUGCGCUUAACUGUUAUUGUCACCCUAUCAUUAUUGUUUGGGUGUAUAAUGGCUGCUGAAGCUGAAGCAGAAUUAGAGGCUACUUAUGAAAUUGAUAAUGCCUUAGAAGCAUUAACUGAAUUGAGGGAUGAUACUGCAUUAUCUUUGUACAAUUUACAAAAGGGAUGGGCAGUAGUAAAGGAUGGAUUGUAAGAUUCAGAAAAUUAAUUAUAAAACUCAAUCAAUUAAAAGGAUGCAGAGUGCGCUAAUCUUGAUUAAGCUAGAAAUCAAACUUAAUCUGACCUUGAUGAAAUUAAUGCCUACAUCCCAUGGUUAGAAUAGAAAAUAGCAAAUAUUACAGAUAGUUUAAACUCUUUACUUUAAAGAAGAUGUGAUCUUAAUAAAGCAUUCCUUGAUCAUAUCUAAAGAGAAAAGAUCGCUUUGAGUUUACUUGAAUUUAUUAAAUCUGCUAUUCAAAAUAAGGAUUCAUUUGAUUUUGUCCAAAUGAGAAAGCUUAACAAAAAUUUCUAAUAAUUCUUAAUUGCAUACAGUGCACACGACUUCAGUUCCAUCUUACUUCUAUAAAAAGAUAUUGUAGAUUCAAAGGAUUAUGAAGUUGAUGUCGAUUUCUCAACUAAAGAUAGAACUGAGGAAGAAAUUGGUACUGGUCACAUUGAUAAUAAUAAGGGAGAUCUUGAUUUGGAAGACUUCACUGAAGGAAAGAGAAAGAAUUGGUAACUUUACAAAUAAGAACUUCUUGAUAUCCUUAACGAAUUAUAAGCUAAGAUCCAAGCCAAUAUUAAGAGUUCUAUUGAUGAUGAAAUCGCUGCAUCUGUAACCCUUGCUAACUACAAGAAUAACGCCUUGAAGGAAAUUUAAGCCUACGAAAAGGAACUUGCUAAGGCUAAAAAGUAAUAAGUCUAAUUAUAGGCAUAACUUGACGAUGAAUAGAAUGCUCUCACUUAAUGCAGAUCUCAGGAUGAUAGCUUAAAGAACUAACUUUAAUCUCUUCAAAAUGAAAUAUAGCAAAGAUAAGCAGAAUUCGAUAAGAAGAAGGAUGAUCUCUAAGGACAAGUUGAUUUAUUCAACGAAAUUAUUACUGAAUAUCAAGAUGGUAUAUUCUCUCAAGGUGAUGACUUUAAGGGCCGUACAGAUGAUUAUUUAGAUAACUAGACCUUCGAUGAUGAUGCCACUUAUACAGGUAGAGAAGUACCUAAAAUUGAUUUUAUGAAUAACCAAGAUGCUAAUGGAAGUGCUAGUUCUGGUGGAUUCUGA